GAGCGGAGGAGACCCCGCGCAGUGCUGCCAACGCCCCGGCGGAGAAGCUGAGUAAAUUUUACCGUGCUGCUUCUCUGGACCUCCCUGCUUGUGACAUCAGAGAUCACAUUAGAUUUGAAAUACUGAAAGUGAAUAUAAAAAGGCUUCAGCAAUGCAGACUAUUAAAUGUGUUGUUGUGGGUGAUGGUGCUGUUGGUAAGACAUGUCUUCUGAUUUCAUACACAACAAACAAAUUUCCAUCUGAAUAUGUACCAACGGUGUUUGACAACUAUGCAGUUACGGUUAUGAUUGGUGGAGAGCCAUAUACUCUUGGAUUGUUUGAUACUGCAGGACAAGAAGAUUAUGACAGAUUACGACCUCUCAGUUAUCCACAGACAGAUGUGUUUCUUGUCUGUUUUUCAGUGGUAUCCCCAUCCUCAUUUGAAAAUGUGAAAGAAAAGUGGGUACCAGAGAUUACUCACCACUGUCCAAAGACUCCUUUUUUGCUUGUUGGGACCCAAAUUGAUCUCAGAGAUGACCCUUCAACUAUUGAGAAACUUGCCAAGAACAAACAGAAGCCCAUCACUCCAGAGACUGCUGAAAAGCUGGCCCGAGAUCUGAAGGCUGUCAAAUAUGUGGAGUGUUCUGCGCUCACACAGAAAGGCCUAAAGAAUGUAUUUGACGAGGCGAUACUGGCUGCCCUGGAGCCUCCAGAACCGAAGAAGAGCCGCAGGUGUGUGCUGCUAUGAACAUCCCUCCAGAGCCCCCUCUGCAAAGCUGGUGUCGGCAUCAUACUAAAAGCAAUGUUAAAUCAAACUAAAGAGAAAUUAAAAUUCGUUUUUGCAAUAAUGACAAAUGCCCUGCACCUACCCCCACACUCUAGUGUGAGAUAUGGCCUAGGGGCCCCCAGUUUCCCUCCAACUUGGUUUAAAUGCUAGUUAAUUUUGAGUAAUUAUGUAUUGUCAGAAAACUGAUCAGUACUAGUUUUUUAUUUUUGUUUACUGUUUCUAAUUUUUUUUUUUUUUUUGGUUGAAAAAGCAAGGCAUGCUUAUGAUGACUCUGUAACAGACUAAUUCUAGGCUUAAAAUUUUUGAAGCUGCUCCCUGGUGCCAAUCUGGCAAGUAAUCUGGGAAUUAUUAUUAUUUUUUUUCCUUCAGUUUUUUUUUUUUUGGGGGGGGGUGGUAUUGCGGUUUUUUGGGGGGGUGUUUUUUUUUUUUAAUCUAUUAGCCAGUGGAUAAAUUUUUUUUGAGGGGGGGUGGUUUGGAGGGGAGGGAAGAAGUUGGAUUCUACUUCCCAGAUCUGGUUCAGGAAACAGAUACUCCCCUCCUGGUGCUCUUUAGGAAGGAGUAUAGGGAAUACUCCCCCCUCAAUAACUUAUACUCCUUUUUGAAAGUUGCCUUUUUGUUCCCCACUCUGAGUAGGUCCAGUGUUGAUUGAAACCAUCCCAAGUGGGGUGAAGCAUGUAUUGCCCCUUCUCCUUCCCCCUAUUGUGGGAUGCACUGUAUUUUUGACUAUGAUACUGAGAUUUGCCAGUUGCUGCUUUUGAGGUUAAGGUUCAAACUUUAUUCAUCAAUAAGUGAAGAAAACCUGUACCUUUGGAACCACACCAGAUGGGUUUAGAUUAGAAUUUUAAAAAGAAAAUCUUAUUUUUCCUGUCACUCCUGGUCUGAUCACCUGAGCCAAGAUGCGCAGUUUAUCAUGGUUCAUGAAACACAGCUGGUGAACCUGGUGUGUUGAAACUUAAGGAUAACAGGAGUGCUGCUGGCAGAAGAAAGUUUACAAAAUGAUUCUGAUCAUUUUCAAGAGAACUUGGGAUGGACAGCCAACUUCAUCAAGAAGCUUGGUAGGAGGGAGAUGUAAUAUCAUAGGGACCAGUUAGGGGAACCCCCUUUAUCUGUGUUUUGCAUAUGAGAUACCCCAGAACCAGAGGCUGGGGCUCUAAUAUAAUAAAAAUCAUGGGAAGAAGUCUUAUUGAAGACUCCAGUGUUAAUAGGGAUUUUAUCAGAAAACUAUUGGUUUGCAGUUUCCAAUUUUUUUAAAUAUCUAGGGAUUCUCAUUCAUCUUCCCCAAAUCCUAAUUCUUGUAGAUUCAUUAGUGUUGAACCAAUGCUUUUCUCAUGUCUCAAUUCUUUGUAUAUGCAUUCUUUUCAGAUGUAUUAAACAAAACAAAAAAAAAAAUACCUUCACAAACCCGCCUGAGGGUUGUUAUUUGCUCCCUUCUCCACUGCCUCUCACUUUUCAGCUUAUUUAAAGAUUGGGAACUUGACUCUCAGGCACCAAUUUUUAGCAUUGAAUAAAAGAGGCAAAACUUUAAAAGCUUCA
Antechinus flavipes (yellow-footed antechinus) is the source of this 2299-nucleotide messenger RNA. RefSeq names its product cell division cycle 42 (gene CDC42). Gene Ontology annotation, cellular component: dendritic spine. The coding region runs from base 152 to 727 and encodes 191 amino acids. The transcript has 7 exons. The record is from RefSeq and is a predicted model, not a curated record. Gene Ontology annotation, molecular function: GTP binding; GTPase activity. Lineage: Eukaryota; Metazoa; Chordata; Mammalia; Dasyuromorphia; Dasyuridae. Gene Ontology annotation, biological process: small GTPase-mediated signal transduction; modification of synaptic structure.